Messenger RNA from Cajanus cajan (pigeon pea), 1532 nucleotides. RefSeq lists its product as uncharacterized. Lineage: Eukaryota; Viridiplantae; Streptophyta; Magnoliopsida; Fabales; Fabaceae. The record is from RefSeq and is a predicted model, not a curated record.
CAAAACAACUUGUGUGAGGUGUGAGCAAGAUUCCAUUCCCUCUUUAGUUUUGAAAUGCACAAGUACAUUUGUUUUUGAACCUGCACUGCACAUUCCACAACAAGGAUUUCAUCUUCCACACUCCCCUUUUCCCUGUUCAUUGGAAAACAACCUCAUCACUCAACUUUUGGGGUCUGAUCUGAGAUGGGGUCUUGCUGUGCUGAAAGUGCAGAUAACAUGCAAGUGACAAUGGCUCCUGAAAAGGACCACAUAUCGAGCUGCAAGAAAGUGGAAUCAGAUGAGGCUCUCAACACUGUGGGGUGCCUCAGAGGGAGAUUACUGAAAGAGAGACAGGCUUCAAGGGAAGCCAAGAUGGAAGUAGAAUCAAUGGGAAACAAGUUGGUUGAGUUGGAAAAAUUGCUUAGAGAAGAGACCAAAUUAAGAGAUAAAGCUGAAAGAAGGCUUAAAUUUUUGAAGAAAAAGCUUGAAUCUUUCAACAUGCCCUCCAAGUCAGGGCAAUUGGAGCAUUCUGAUUCGUCAGAGAAAUGUGAAAAUUCUUGCGAACAUUCCGAAGCAAAUGAAAUAAAGCAUGAUGCGAAAAUUCUAGCUUUGCCUGAAAAUGUAGAUCACAGUGAUAAUGUUUCAGAAGCCUCUACCAUCAUUCAGACCCAUAAUAGUCCUUCCAGUACAAAAGAUUGUGAUUCUCAGAAUGCUGAUAAUUUCAGUAGCAGUAAUUCAGACAUGUGUUGUACUUCCCAACAAAUUCUGAACCAGAAUCUGAAUCCGAGCUCUCUGAAUUUGAAGAAUGAUGAAAGCAGUUUCAGGCUUUCCAGCUCAAGCCCAAGAUCAUCAGUGACAGAGAAUGAGAGUGAUCAUGCAGAUUUCUGUGAUAAUUCUCUGGCAUUAGUUCCUGUGACCGUGACAUCUGCAUCACAUGCCACCAGUAAUCCCAAACCAAUUAACGUGAGUGUCCUUGAGGCUCUAGAAGCAUUGAGGCACGCCAGAGAAAGGCUUCAAAGUUCAAUGAGAACAAGACAAAUGAUUCAUGUUGGCCCAAUUUAAGCUCCAACACUGAGAUAGUAAUAAUGCUAAAUUAUUGCUAUGUUUAUUAUGUAUUAUAGACAGUGAGAUUAUUAUUAUUUAGCAUGCAAAUAUGCGGGAAUAUCAUAAACGUUAAUUGAGGUCCUAAAAUUAAUAAGAUUGGUAGCAGAGUGGUAAAAUUCUUGUGAAUUGUGGUUUCAGUCACCACAGAAAGCAUGUGACGUGGGGAUGUGCUGUCAUCUCCUUUGGGGUCCAACUCUUCUGUCCAUAUUCUUUUCUUGUGCUUUUUUAUUUUUUUCAUAUGCUUUUGGUGACUUUUAAUGUGGUCACCCCUUGAUUCCUGUGACUUGCAUCGACAUUAUUAUACUUGGGCUUAAUGGCUUAUGGCUUAUGGCUUAUGAGAAGGACAAGGCUUAUCCUCAACCAAGAGUACCACUGUAAUGUAACUCGGCAAUUUUGUCAUCUGUUACUAUUUUCUCAUAUAUAUCAGCUAAUUUCAGAAAUGAAACAUC